UGCAGUGUCUGUUAUUAACCGACGAGACGUAGACGCUUUUAUACCGACGAUAAAUAAAUUGAUAAUUAUACAUUGUUAUAGUUCUAUUAGUGAAAAAAUGAUAGCGAUAUUAAUAUUGUUGGUUUUAGUUUUACUCGUUUUAAUAUCUUGGUUAAUAUUGGUUAAAGAUUGUAAAACGUUCAAUAUUCCGGGGCCGAGACCUUUGCCUUUAUUGGGCAAUGGACUUUUAUUUAUAACAAAAUCAAGAGAUUUCCUGCCUCUUCUUCAUAGGCUAAAAGAAGAAUAUGGCAAUGCAUACAGAGUGCACCUGCUGCACACCGCUUAUGUUGUCCUGUCACACCCCAAGUAUAUGGAGGGCAUCAUGUCUAGUACAGAAAUAAUAACUAAAGGCCACUCGUAUUAUUUCCUGAGACCCUGGCUUGGAGAUGGACUUCUCACAUCUACAGGUCACAGAUGGAGAACAACGAGGAAGUUCUUAACGCCGGCAUUUCAUUUCAACAUACUGCAAAACUUUUUACCAGUUUUCUUGAAAAACGAAAAGAUUUUGAUAAAGAAAUUACAAAAUUACACGGACGGUAAAGCUUUCGACGCUUUUCCCAUUAUUGCUUUGACGGCCUUGGAUAAUGUAACAGAAUCUAUUAUGGGCGUUUCUUUCGAUGCUCAAAGUAAUAGCGAAUCAAAGUAUGUAAAGGCGAUUGAGUCUCUUUCUAAGAUCCUGUCAUUGAGAAUGCGAAAUCCAUUCAUAGGAGAAGACCCAAUAUUCAAUUUGCUUCCGUAUAAAAAGGUACAAGACGAAGCAACUGAAAUACUGCACUCACAUACGAGAAAAGUAAUCAAUAUGAGACGCAAAGAAUUGGAAAAAUCAAACAUCACUAAUUUUAAUGAAAACUCUGAUUUAGGUAUAAAAAAUAAACAUGCAUUUUUGGACCUACUCCUCUUAUCUAAAGUCGACGGUAAACAAAUCAGUGACGAGCACGUGAGGGAAGAAGUGGACACAUUUUUAUUCGAGGGUCACGAUACGACAAGUUCCGGGAUUUGUUUUGCACUAUAUUGCCUCUCAAAACAUCCGGAAAUUCAAGAGAAAAUUCUCGAAGAGCAGAAGAUUAUCAUUGGAGAAAACUUAGACAGGGAUCCAAUAUACAUGGAAGUGCAACAAAUGAAAUACUUAGAACUAGCUAUUAAAGAGAGUCUUCGGAUAUAUCCUUCGGUACCUUUGAUAGAAAGGCUCGUUACGAAAGACACAGAGAUCGAUGGUCUAAAAAUAAGAAAAGAUACAUCGGUGAUAGUGAACAUUUUCGAAAUGCAUCGAAACCCCGAAAUUUACGAUAAUCCAAUGGAGUUCCGACCUGAGAGAUUUGAAACUUCAUCACCUACAGCGAAGAACGCCUUCAGUUGGCUUGCUUUUAGCGCUGGCCCGAGGAAUUGUAUUGGUCAAAAAUUCGCGAUGAUGGAAAUGAAAGUCACAAUUGCCAGUAUCAUAAAGAAUUUCGUAGUGCUGCCGGAGGACGUGCAAGAUAUAGGACUCUGUGCUGAACUUAUAUUGCGAUCCGAUACCGGAGUUAAAUUGAAAUUGAGACCUAGAGAUAAGAAGUACUAGAUACAAAAUCAAAAUAGAACUUAUCGAAUAAAAUAAUGACUAGUGACUACUACAUUCAGCGCACACUCGCUCCACUAACAUAGUGUGGGCUCCAAAUUGAAAACUUUGUAACUUUUAUAUUUUGCAACAGCCAUUUGAUUAAUGAAAGUACUUUAAAUCACGUAAUCUUAUAAAUAAAAAUGGAUAUUAGUACAGUAUAUGUCAAUAAAUAGACUUCGAAACAGUUAAACCGAUCAGCAAGAGAGCUCAUGCGUAUUUUUCAAGGAGGUUAUUGUAACUCACCGUGGAAUACCGCUGUAGCAUAAUAAUUUCUUUACCAUGCAACUGAUUAAAAUGACAAUUGACAAACAUAUAGGGUUAUCUCUUCCCGAUUUUGCUUUUUGAAAAUAUAAAACUAAAACUGUACUCUGUAAAAUUUCAUGUAUUCGAAUUCGAAUCGUGUUAGCUUAACGUGAUAAGCAAAGUUAUUGGUAGGUUUAUUGAACGAAACAUAUAUUUUUAAUAUCUAGUUAGUAAUAUAUUUUUCUAACCCAAGGUUGAGUUUUCAUUUUUAUAAAGUAAUUAUAUAGAUUUAAUUGUCUUUGUCUAGAAUUUUACGUUGUACUGGUGACAUAAUACUAUUUAAAAGUAAUAGAAAAAAAAAAUCCCAUUGGUCCUUUAAAAGAAUGUGUCGACAAUUAAUAAACAAUAAAACAUUAUAUUAUUUUAAAUUUUAACAAUAUUUAUUUGUGCUUCUGUGGGUUGGUACAUUUCGGCACAACGCGGUCCAAUUAUAAUUGUGAUAUAAAAUAAAUAAAUUAAGUAUGUCUAACUUUUUAUAAAUAUAUUAUUAGAAUAAUAAUAAAUUUUACCACAUG
Molecule: messenger RNA, 2454 nt
Organism: Vanessa atalanta (red admiral)
Lineage: Eukaryota; Metazoa; Arthropoda; Insecta; Lepidoptera; Nymphalidae
Gene: Cyp4l6
Product: cytochrome P450 4C1-like
Exons: 11
Coding region: 98-1597 (499 amino acids)
Molecular function (GO): iron ion binding; heme binding; monooxygenase activity
Source: RefSeq, a predicted model, not a curated record